AUGGAGGCGGACGCACGCCGUUACGUCAAGGCCAUGAAGCUCUGGCUGCACUGUCUGCGCCUGGAGAUGGACAGCGGGAAGAAGGGAACAACGCCGGGGGUGACAUCCACGUUGACGGCAUGUACAGAACUUCUGGUGGAGCAGAUACGCAACGAAGGUGAUGCCGACUUCCCGGAGUCGCGUGCCAAGCUCAAACACACGCUGGCAGAUGACUGGCAAGGGUUCAACCUGGCGUCCGCAAUACGGGAGCAUGUUCUGGGCCCUAGCAGUCAGGACACGAUACACUACCUGCGUUGCCGUGGCGCCAUGGAGGCGGACGCACGCCGUUACGUCAAGGCCAUGAAGCUCUGGCUGCACUGUCUGCGCCUGGAGAUGGACAGCGGGAAGAAGGGAACAACGCCGGGGGUGACAUCCACGUUGACGGCAUGUACAGAACUUCUGGUGGAGCAGAUACGCAACGAAGGUGAUGCCGACGUGAAGGCACUGUUCGAGGUUGUCUGGAGCAAUCUCCACCGCCACCCCCUCGGCGGUAUCGAGUGUGGGAAAACAGUGCGGAUUCUUCUCACGGUGCUCUAUGUCUGGGACAAGCUAUCGUCCACCAUGCCGCACCACUUCGUGGCCUGUCGCGAGGCCGCCCAGCGUUUUGUCUACCAGCGUUUCGUCCUGCACAAGGGCUACAACAACUACACACCGCUGCACUUGGUCUGCGACAAGAAGACCUUCGUCAGCGGCGCAAAGUCGCGCAAGAACUUCUGCCAGUUUCCUAGUCCGCCAUUGCUCAAGCUGCUGCUGGAGUCGGGCGCCGAUCAGAUAAUCGAAGAGCGUGACAGUCGCGGAAACACGCCACUUCAUACGGCGGCGGCUAGCGGGAACGUGGGCUGUGUCCGCGAGAUGCUCUUCUACCUGACUGCGAAGCAGGCGACGCUGACGAAUCAUUCCGGAGUGACUGCAGCCAGCAUCAGCUCCAAUAACACACCCAGUGAUAAGAUCCACAUGGUCAUUAAUGAGUUUGUGUCACGAUGCAAGUAG
Messenger RNA from Sycon ciliatum, 1029 nucleotides. Its product is annotated as protein fem-1 homolog C-like. The coding region runs from base 1 to 1029 and encodes 342 amino acids. The transcript has 2 exons. The record is from RefSeq and is a predicted model, not a curated record. Lineage: Eukaryota; Metazoa; Porifera; Calcarea; Leucosolenida; Sycettidae. Gene Ontology annotation, molecular function: protein binding.